Messenger RNA from Suillus subalutaceus, 2181 nucleotides. RefSeq lists its product as uncharacterized. The transcript has 12 exons. Bases 1 to 2181 code for a protein of 726 amino acids. Lineage: Eukaryota; Fungi; Basidiomycota; Agaricomycetes; Boletales; Suillaceae. The record is from RefSeq and is a predicted model, not a curated record. Gene Ontology annotation, biological process: GPI anchor biosynthetic process. Gene Ontology annotation, cellular component: endoplasmic reticulum membrane.
AUGCGAUACCCUGAUGGUCGAGCAGGGCAGCCCGUUCCACAAGCUGACAUCUGCAAUGCUAACGCUGCAUAUGCUUCCGUCAUCAAUGACACUACAAAUCCAUAUGCCCCCUUCAACUCUCGAGUAGACUGGGAAAUCGCACGAUGGGCUAAAUUACGCGGCCCAACUUCAACCGCAUUUUCGGACCUGCUUGGUAUCAAUGAAGUCCAUGAAAAGCUUGGUCUUUCCUACAAACACUCAAAGGAAUUGAACAAAAUCAUCGACAAGCAGCUUCCUGGUCGCCCAAAGUUCAGACGUGAACAAAUUGUCGUCACAGGCGAGGCUUUCGACAUUUUCUAUAGGGACGUUAUUGAGUGUAUUUUGCCUGAUUUUCUGGUCUUCGCACCAGAACACCACUAUGCAGACAAGGAACAAACUGUCCAAUUGUUCCACGAUAUGCAUACUGGUGAAUGGUGGUGGGAUACCCAGAAAAAACUUGAUCAGCGCAAACCGGGUGCUACCAUCAUUCCAAUUAUCAUUUCGAGUGACAAGACUCAAGUAACAAUCCGAAAGCCAUCUCACUGUGCCCAUAUUCUUCUCGCCUAUCUUCCUACCACCCCACCGCUGGAGGAAGCUGGCCUAGAUGGUAUUAUCAUGAAAAGUGGUGAUGGUAUCCUGCGUCGUGGUCAUCCCUUAUUUUCUUGUUUCAUUGGUGACUACCCUGAGCAAGUCUUGGUUAUAGGAGUCAAAGCCAUGGAAUGUCCCAAAUGCGACAUACCACCAAACAAACUCGGAAGCAAUGUCGUACCUUUCGAGAUGCGCAACCUUGAUGCUGUCCUUGAUGCACUGGCUGCAAUUGAUCAUGGAGAUCUUGAAUUUCUGGGAAUUAAGCCUAUUAUACAUCCAUUCUGGAAGCCCCUACCCUAUACCAACAUCUUCCAAGCUCAUCUCCUUGGUUGGCUGGCUGAGGCAUUCGGAGCAGCCGAGAUCGAUGCAAGAUGUCGAAGGCUCCCCCUGAAUCAUCAUAUUUGUCUAUUUAAGAAAGGUAUCACUAGCCUUUCACGAAUUAGUGGUAUGGAGCAUAGUCAGAUAUGCCGUUUUCUACUUGGCAUCAUCAUCGACAUCCGACUCCCCAACCAUCUUGCACUGAGCCAUCUCAUACGGGCCGUCAAAGGUCUACUUGACUUCCUAUUUUUGUCGACCUUGGAAUCCGAAAACAAUUUCAAUCUCCCAAAGCUCCAUGCAGGCCGCCACUAUAUGUCGAUGAUCCGGACGUUUGGCACGACUGACAAUUAUAACACAGAAUAUACUGAGCGCCUCCACAUUGACUUGGCCAAAGAUGCAUAUCGCGCAACAAACCACAAAGAUGAGUUUAUCCAAAUGACUCAGUGGCUCGAACGCAAAGAGAAGAUCGUUCGACAUGAGAGGUAUGUCAUGUGGUGCCUCCACGGCAAUCCCAUUCAACACCAACCACAUCCACCAAACCUGUCUUUCGACCGCGUUCAGACAUUAACAAAGCAUCUGAGUGUGAAAGGCGUCCCAAUUCAGAAGUUAGUCACAGAGUAUGGGGCCACGUACUUCCGUGAGGUGCUUGCAAGAUAUGUUGCACAACUGCAUCAUCCACACGAAGCCACCACUCGACGCCGCCUCGAAGACCUUGCUGCCACUAUCCACCUUCCAUUCCGCACACUUCCUGUGUAUCAUAUAAUCAAAUGGCGAUCUGUUGAUGCACUGGGACAUGGUGAUCUAUGUAUCACGGUGGACAGCGCACACGUCAAGCCUCGCCGUGUGGCCACCAGUCAAACAGACACUGACGUCCCAGCACAAUUUGAUACUGUGCUUAUUAAUGAUGGGACUGGCCGCUCUGUAGGUAUUGAAGGCUAUUGUGUGGGUCAGAUCCGCGUCAUAUUCUCGAUCCCGCAGAAUGCUGUUCCAAUGAUGUUCCCUACCACAAUCCAGCCUCCCAAACAUCUUGCCUAUGUAGAGUGCCGCUUUGUGCAAUCGGGUGAGAGAGUUGCAAGCAUUAUACCUGUCACAAAUAUCCACCGAAGUGUUCAUCUUAUUCCAAACCCACAAAAUCCGAUAGAAAGGGCUCUGGUUUAUCCUGCUGUUGCGAGCCUCCUUGGUGCUUGGCUUGGUGCUCCCCCAAUUGCACUGGACUGGGAUCGACCAUGGCAGGUCAAUUCCAACAUCAUUUACUGA